AAUGAACUAUCAUUGCUAUCGAUAUACGGAAAGUGUAAAAUACGUAAGCAAGCAUCACUGUUGCGUUUUUUUCUUUUAUAUUUUACAUGAGUGCGAUGCAAAAAACCGGCUUAUAAUAUAACAACAAGAUAUGACGGAUCCCUCCGAGCCAAAGCCCGUGCUACUCUCGAAGCAUGCCAAGCACUUGGUGCGCUUUCUGCACUUGUUGCCGGCGCGAUUGUCCUCGCACGACAACACCAGGAGCACAAUUGUGUUUUUUGCCGUCUGCGGCUUGGAUGUACUAAACUCGCUGCAUUUAAUAACGCCACAGUUGCGCAAGGACAUCAUCGAUUGGACAUACGGCGGCCUUGUCAUCCCACGCGACAAUGAAAAGCAACAAGCUGGUUUUAUGGGUUGCCGAGCGAUGUUACCCCAAACCGAGGACGUUGAGGUGCUGGAAUGCAUGCGGAAAUAUCAAUGGGGACAUUUGGCCAUGACAUACACGAGCAUCGCAGUGCUGGUGACGCUGGGCGACGAUCUGUCGCGACUGGAUCGUCAGACUAUUGUGGAUGGUGUGGCGGCUGUGCAGCAUGCGGAUGGCAGCUUCAGUGCCUGCAUCGAUGGCAGUGAGAAUGAUAUGCGUUUUGUGUAUUGUGCUGCCACAAUUUGCCACAUGCUCGACUGUUGGGGCAGCGUCAACAAGGAGACCAUGUUUCAAUUCAUAAUGAGCAGCCUGCGCUAUGAUUACGGUUUCAGUCAGGAGCUGGAGGGUGAAUCACACGGUGGCACCACGUUUUGUGCCCUUGCCGCAUUGGAGUUGAGCGGUCAGCUGCAUCGGCUGGAUGCGGCAACACUGGAGCGCAUUAAGCGUUGGCUUGUCUUUCGUCAAAUGGAUGGGUUUCAGGGCAGGCCCAAUAAGCCCGUGGAUACGUGUUACUCGUUUUGGAUUGGCGCCGCAUUGCGUAUUCUGAACGGCUUCAAGCUAACCGACUAUGCAAAGAAUCGUGAAUAUAUACUGAGCACACAGGAUGAACUGAUUGGUGGCUUUGCCAAAUGGCCAAGAUCCUCGCCAGAUCCAUUCCACACGUACCUGGGCCUCUGCGGACUGGCGUUCAUUGGUGAGCCGGGCUUGAACGAUGUUAUGCCCAGCCUGAAUAUCUCCAUGGCCGCCUAUGCGAACCUCAAUCAACUCCAUGAACAUUGGCGCGGCACCGAUGACCUUAAGCAGUUGCGGCUAACUGGAGACGCCACAACGAAAUCUACCUCGAGUUCCUCGCCUCUGAUAUCAGCACAAUGAUGUUGGAAAUGUUAAUGCACACAAUUUCAAUUUUAUACGCUUAUUAACAGCAUUUUUUAUAUAUUUUCCUAAACGUAUUUAAGUAAAAAAAGCUGGAAAUUAUUGUUGAA
Drosophila grimshawi is the source of this 1386-nucleotide messenger RNA. RefSeq names its product geranylgeranyl transferase type-1 subunit beta (gene betaggt-I). Gene Ontology annotation, biological process: protein geranylgeranylation. The transcript has 4 exons. Gene Ontology annotation, molecular function: CAAX-protein geranylgeranyltransferase activity. Gene Ontology annotation, cellular component: CAAX-protein geranylgeranyltransferase complex. The record is from RefSeq and is a predicted model, not a curated record. The coding region runs from base 131 to 1276 and encodes 381 amino acids. Lineage: Eukaryota; Metazoa; Arthropoda; Insecta; Diptera; Drosophilidae.